This is a messenger RNA of Indicator indicator, 850 nucleotides long. RefSeq names its product TatD DNase domain containing 3 (gene TATDN3). Bases 1 to 822 code for a protein of 273 amino acids. Lineage: Eukaryota; Metazoa; Chordata; Aves; Piciformes; Indicatoridae. Gene Ontology annotation, molecular function: hydrolase activity, acting on ester bonds. The record is from RefSeq and is a predicted model, not a curated record. The transcript has 10 exons.
AUGGCGGCGGUGAGGGGGGCGGUGGACUGUCACUGCCACCUCGCAGCGCCCUGCUUCCGAACGGACGUGGCGACUGUAGUGAGGGCGGCGGAGCAGGCGGCGGUGUCGGCGCUGCUGGUGGUGUCGGAGCAGGCGGGGGAGUUCCAGAGCGUCGUGGCGCUGUCGGAGAGGUUCCCAGGGUUUGUUUUGCCGUGCCUGGGAGUUCACCCGGUUCAAGAGGUUUUGCCAGGGGAGCAGCGCAGUGUUACUUUGAAGGAUCUGGAUGCUGCAUUGCCACUUAUAGAGCUUUACAAAGACAAAUUGGUGGGGAUUGGAGAAGUUGGACUAGAUUUCACUCCCAGAUUUGCCAGCACAGAUGAAGAGAAGGAAGGACAAAGACAGGUUUUGAUCAAGCAGAUUGAACUAGCAAGAAGGCUGGAUUUACCUUUAAAUGUUCAUUCCCGCUCAGCAGGACGACCAACCAUUAAUCUCUUAAAGGAGCAAGGUGCUACAAGGGUGUUGCUCCAUGCAUUUGAUGGGAAGCCAUCUGUAGCAAUGGAGGGGGUGAAAGCUGGAUAUUUCUUCUCCAUUCCUCCUUCCAUUAUAAGGAGUGAACAGAAACAGAAGCUUGUGAAACUGUUACCUCUGGAAAGUAUGUGCUUGGAAACUGACUCUCCUGCUCUGGGGCCUGAAAAACAGGUGAGAAAUGAACCAAAAAAUAUUUACAUUGCUGCGGAAUGUAUUGCCAAAAUUAAAGGAAUUCCAAUUGAAGAAGUUAUAGAAACAACUACACAGAAUGCACUAAAAGUGUUCCCCAAACUUCGGAACUUUCUUCGGAUAUAGAUUCAGAAACUGAAAUACAUGACGCUAU